This is a messenger RNA of Acipenser ruthenus (sterlet), 2030 nucleotides long. Its product is annotated as adiponectin-like. The transcript has 4 exons. Lineage: Eukaryota; Metazoa; Chordata; Actinopteri; Acipenseriformes; Acipenseridae. The coding region runs from base 256 to 1068 and encodes 270 amino acids. Gene Ontology annotation, molecular function: protein binding. The record is from RefSeq and is a predicted model, not a curated record.
UUUUGAAAAUCCGUGCUAAUCCUACCAGGAGCAGCCAGUUUACUGCUUGUUUUGCCAAUGGGUACUUUCUUUCUUACUUUUGUACAAAGCUUCAGAACAGUGGAUAAAUAUAGGGUGAUAGUCAUCGCUGCCAGUUACUGGGACCCUGACAUUGAGAACCAAAGGCUUCACCCCUUCUCUCCACUGCUACUCCCAGUGAACUAGCCUGUCAACACAGAGCGCGCUUGCAGAAGUUGAGGACAGACUCCUGUCACAAUGAAGCUGGUUCGGACCCUUCUCCUUUGCCUGGUGUUGGUGGUGAAGCUGUCCUACUCUCAGGAGGAGGGUGAAGAGGUGGAGGCAGAGGCCCCCGAAGAGCACGCAGAAGGCCCAGGCGGUGAGGCAGACACUCCCAGUGUGGUAGUGGAUGAGAGGAAGCUAUGUGCUGGCUGGAUGGGAGGCGUGCCAGGAACCCCGGGACACAAUGGAGCCUCAGGGAGAGAUGGCAGAGACGGCAGAGAUGGAAUAAAGGGAGAGACAGGAGAACCAGGUGCUCCUGGAGAGAAGGGUGACACCGGAGAGCCUGGCCUUACUGGCCCAGAGGGACCCCGCGGCUUCCCUGGCACCCCAGGCCUGAAGGGCGACCGAGGGGAGAGCGCCCUCCUCUACCGCUCUGCAUUCAGUGUGGGGCUGAUAGACCGCACCCCCAUGCCCAACGUGCCCAUCAAGUUCAACAAGAUCUUCUACAACGGCCAGAGGCACUACGAUGACAGCACAGGCAAGUUCCGCUGCUCCAUCCCCGGAGUGUACUACUUCACCUACCACCUCACCGUCUACCUGAAAGACGUCAAGGUCAGCCUGUACAAGAGUGACAAGACCAUCAUGUUCACGUUUGACCAGUUCCAGGAAAACAACGUCGACCAGGCUUCGGGCUCCAUCAUCCUGCACCUGGACACAGGGGAGGAGGUAUGGCUUCAGGUGUACGGAGAAGAGGCCUAUGCAGGAAUCUACGCCGAUAACAUCAACGAUUCCACGUUUUCUGGAUUCCUUCUCUACCCUGAUAUAAAAACGCAAAACGGAGAUCGCUAAAGGGGUGUUGGCGCAGGAGGGGCUGUUGAAGGCCUCAUCCAUGUUUACUUAUUAUAAUCAUAUAAGGUUUGCGAUACUUUCCUUAAACUUCUAUCAAAUGCCCACUUUGGACAACAACGGAGGGAGCAUCACAGGAAGCUGGUUGUUUUAAUAAUUUCAUUAAUUAGGUGUGUGUUCCAAGUGUUUUUUAGGGCUCCCAAAAUGUCUUUCAGGCCCUAGUUGGUGCUUUUGGAUGUAUGCACGGUGGUUAUUAGUGUAACGGGGUGACCCACGUCACUUUAUUUAGGCACUAUUUAUUAACAUUUUAAAUGAUAGUAAUCCCGUUUUGAUUUGUCACCUUUGAUUUAAUGUUAGUUUGUUUUGAAGCACAGACCCCACUGGCACGUUGAUGCUCUCCUGUUCUCAGCCCCCAUAGGUGUCCUAUUGGAUAAUUUGAAGAAGCUGAGCACCUUAUAAAAGUUACUGAUUUCAUCCACUGGAUUGGAUUUUGUCGUGUUGAUGUGAACCCAGGUUUGUCUGGAGUAAAGGUUGGACGCACAGCCAGCAGGAGCAGAGAAGCAAUUAGACUUGUUUGUGUUCGGCGGUGGGUUGGGAGAAAAAUGAACGAAACAGCUGCCGACAUUUAGAGCGAGGUGCUGUGGUCCUGCUGUGCAUCAUGCAUCCACUCCGUGUGUGUGUGUGUGUGUGUGUGUGUUUUUAACCGUUUUAGAUUUAGUAUUUUUAAUUAUAUAGUAUUGUAUUAAUUAUAUAUUUUUUUGGAGGAGUGCUGGAGACGGGGAGCUUUAAAGUAUUGUUUUAUUGUUUUUAGUAAGCCCUGUCUCCGCGAUCGUAUUGAGCAGCACUGCACUUUGUUCUGUAAUUAACUAUUUAAUGAAUAGUGCAAACCCCAUGCCUUGACUUGUCCUAUUUGUUAAAUCUAGUUAACCACCUGUAUUUAAUAAAACGAUGUCCAUUUCCUUGCA